AUGACCGCAGAACAGUAUUUGGUCAUAUCGUCCAUCUUAUUGUUGGUUGUCGAGGCAAGCUCGUCCCAUUCGUUCAAGACAUCAGCAACCUCGCCCUCAAGGUUAAACGUACGUACCGGUGGCAGCCUCCUCUUCCUCGACAAAGGCUCCAUCCAGAACACUGGCUCCGUUCUCUCCACUGACAUUUGGCAGCAUCAUGGUUGCAAACUCGGUUUCCUCGAUAUGUUUGGUGGAGAUUGGUCUGAACUGCGACCGGUUGGUCCACAAGGAAAUUCCCACACCGUUGACAUGGGUCGUUGCAAGGUAAUCACCCAAUGGAGACAUCUUCAAGCUGGUCACCGUGUUAGGGACCAUGAUUCCGUCAAUACAGCCACCGGUAGGCAGAUCCCACGUUCUGAUGGUGGAGUCGAGCGAAGCAGAGACAAUCCACCUGCCGUCUGGCGAGAAGUCCAUAGCAGUGAUACGGUUCGAGUGUCCAAACAGCUGUCUGACGAUUUUCUGGGCGGCAGUGUCCACAACAACGAUCGACAGGUCGUCCAAUGCAAAUGCAACCAAAUCGGAUCCUCUGUGGUACACCAUCUGGGUGAUUGGGGCGUCGAGCUGCAAUUUUCCAAGGUACCGCGACUGACUGAAAUCAUAGAAUCCGACUAG
Molecule: messenger RNA, 651 nt
Organism: Ogataea philodendri
Lineage: Eukaryota; Fungi; Ascomycota; Pichiomycetes; Pichiales; Pichiaceae
Exons: 2
Coding region: 1-651 (216 amino acids)
Source: RefSeq, a predicted model, not a curated record